ACUGCUCCUCUUUUCUUGCUUUCACGGUGGCUCAGUGGCUUCACAACGCGUUUGCACCUCAACGGCACGUCUUCAAGACUUUCGUCGCACUGGCGUACCCGUUCAACCUGUUCUCCCCCGUCUACCUUGUUAUUCCCAUCUUGCUCAUCCUGCUUCGUGUAGUCUAUUCCCAAGCGAAACGCCUCAUAGGUUCCCGCAGUUCGAAGAUCAAAUCCAUGAGCUAUGUCGUCAAGUGGGGGAGGGAAAGACUGCACUUCCCUCUCCCUCCUCCGAAUGCCAAACUCGCUGCAAUCCGAAAGCAAAUAGCGGAGUAUACACAAUUACCGGAGAAUUCUUUCAAACUCGUCCAUGCUGGCGCGGUCAUGAAAGAUGACAACGCUCCGAUAUCUGCAUAUGGAAUCAAGGAGAACUCAACACUCGCCAUAAUCGGCGGUGGAGAACACGGCGUUGAAGAAUUCAAGGCCAAGAUACCCAUUAGUACUAAGACCGCACAACGACGAACCGAAGAGACUACUAUUUCGCAAAUCCGCACCGAGCUCGAUAAGGUCCGACAGAACCUUCAACCUGAUGUAGACAGCUUCCUUUCCACACUCAAACCUCCACAAGCCGCGCCUACGUCACCGACAACUACUGAUUCUCCACAACCUGCACAUGUUGGCAAUGCAAUCUCGGGAAAGAAGCCUAAAGAGAUGGAGCAGGAGCAUGCUAGACUUGGGGAGUUGUUGCUCCAGUCAUUACUGCGAUUAGAUGCUAUUAAUGCAGAGGGUGAAUGGGAGGAUGCGAGGAAAGAAAGGAAGGGUGCCGUGCGCGAGGUGCAGAGUUUGUUAGACAGACUAGAUGGCGGUUGGAAAGCCUCUCGUUCCAAGGCCUAACUUAUUUCGCGAUAUCUUUGUAUCAUUUCGCAUCACUUAUACUUGGUUUCGAUAUCAUGCAUCAACAUCGUUGACCCCAGUCCCAGCAUCUCUUAUUUGACCUUAAAGUG
This is a messenger RNA of Somion occarium, 982 nucleotides long. The record is from the annotation of a GenBank genome assembly. Lineage: Eukaryota; Fungi; Basidiomycota; Agaricomycetes; Polyporales; Cerrenaceae.